Molecule: messenger RNA, 582 nt
Organism: Rhinopithecus roxellana (golden snub-nosed monkey)
Lineage: Eukaryota; Metazoa; Chordata; Mammalia; Primates; Cercopithecidae
Product: 60S ribosomal protein L27a-like
Exons: 1
Coding region: 81-551 (156 amino acids)
Biological process (GO): translation
Cellular component (GO): ribosome; cytosolic large ribosomal subunit
Molecular function (GO): structural constituent of ribosome
Source: RefSeq, a predicted model, not a curated record
CAAAAAAAAAGAAAAAGAAAAGAAAAGAAAAAACAAAGAGCUCAAUUGAAAAUGGGUGCUUUUUCGUCUGGGCUGCCAACAUGCCAUCCAGACUGAGGAAGACCCGGAAACUUCGGGGCUACGUGAGCCACGGCCAUGGCCGCAUAGGCAAGCACCGGAAGCACCCCGGAGGCCGCGGUAAUGCUGGUGGUCUGCAUCACCACCGGAUCAACUUCGACAAAUACCACCCAGGCUACUUUGGGAAAGUUGGUAUGAGGCAUUACCACUUAAAGAGGAACCAGAGCUUCUGCCCAACUGUCAACCUUGACAAAUUGUGGACUUUGGUCAGUGAGCAGACACUGGUGAAUGCUGCUAAAAACAAGACUGGGGCUGCUCCCAUCAUUGAUGUGGUGCAAUCGGGCUACUACAAAGUUCUGGGGAAAGGAGAGCUCCCAAAGCAGCCUGUCAUCGUGAAGGCCAAAUUCUUCAGCAGAAGAGCUGAGGAGAAGAUUAAGGGUGUUGGGGGGCCUGUGUCCUGGUGGCUUGAGGCCACAUGGAGGGAGAUUGAUUAAAUGCUGACUACUUAAAAAAAAAAAAAAAAAA